This is a messenger RNA of Oryzias latipes (Japanese medaka), 6029 nucleotides long. RefSeq names its product proline rich 36a (gene prr36a). The record is from RefSeq and is a predicted model, not a curated record. NCBI's taxonomy places the organism in Eukaryota, Metazoa, Chordata, Actinopteri, Beloniformes, Adrianichthyidae.
CCUGCUUUGCAUAACCACCCGUCUCGCGGCUGUGAUUGGGGGCUCGCGCGGCUUAAUCUGCAUCUUGGUUUCAUUGUAUGGAGGACGCCAGAUUCGGUUUGGUUCUGCAUCUGGACGCCCCGCCGCCCCUCCACCCCGCCCGGCUCCAUCCUUCAAGAAGCGGAGCGGCUUGUCGCCGUUCAAACGUGGAGGGAAGAGACACGCGGAGGGACGCUCGCGGCAGGGCGCGCGGCUCUAUUGUUAGUUGAGUGCAGUUGGGCUUUUUUUUUCCCCCCGUCAGUAGUUUGUUCGCGUACGCUCGCUGUCGGGCUGAAAAACGGAGGAGCUGUUCACCCCCUCCCGGAGUACCGAAGAGCGGAGACGACGUUUAAGAUGGAGAGAUGCUGCUCCUUUGCUCUCCUGGCUCCGUCUGACAUAAGCCUUCUUGUGUUUUGGACCUGCCUGGGUGUGGUUCCGGAGCAGGAGCCCCCUCUGCCAUCAUCAGGGAACACUGAAGAGUAAAGAAACAGCGACCCAACUCAACGGUACGUGGCAGACCCUGCGCACAGCAGCAGGCUUUAUCAUCUUUACCUGAAGGGAUGAAGCCGGAUGGGGUUGCCGUGGAAACUGCAGAGCCCGCGGAAGUCGCCGCAGCGUCAGAGCCAUCUUCGAUGCAGGAAAACGUCGUUGAGGAAGUUCCAUCUCACCUCGGGGCGGCGGCGAACAGUGCACCACACGAGGCUCCGAAGACCAACGGCAAGCCAGGGACCGUCGACCCCAAAGCAAAAACGAAAAAAUCCGGAAAUAGGCCACCGCCUGCAGCCUCUACAGGGCUUUCUGGGUCUAGACCAGGAACUAACUCGCACCGUCCAGUCAGAGAAGUCAAACCUGCCUCCCCUUUAGCCAAAAAGACUGCAACGACGACGACGACGGCAUCAAAAACAACCGCUGGAGUUGUGCCUAAAAAACAUGCAGGCGUGGCGGCAGUUUCCUCCACCGGUAAGAACCCAACGCGAGCGCCCGCGGGAGCGGCUCGGCCGUCUGCUCCAACGGUACCAAACGGUGCCAAACCUGCAAACGUUAAUGGCACCAUGGGGAAAAAAACAGCAGCCAACUCUGCUAAUGGGGCUAAACCCAAAACUGCAGCUGCUGCUGGUAGGACUUUGACUUCCACUGCUCCAAAACCUGGACCUUUAGCAACCACCAAACCUGUUGGCGCUGCAGCUUCAAAAGCCACGAGGACUGCAGCAGGCGUGUCUGCAUCUCGAACAUCCAAGCUGACUGCAACCACAACAAAAGCUGCUGCUGCUGUCAAAACAGCUGUUUCUAAAAGUGCUGCAGCACCACCUACUGGCAGGACCGCAGCAGCACAGCCUCCUAAAGCCGCUGCUGCUAAGAAAGAUGUCGGUCGGCCGCCUGCUGCCCCUGCGGUCAAGAAACCUGCGGGAGCGACGGCGUCUCCUGCUGCCAGGAAGCAGGAAGCUUCUAAACCUGCAGCCGCAUCCAAGGCCAGCGCAGUCCCCAAAGAGACCGCCGCCGCCACCAAAGCGGUGGACAACAAAUCCAAACCGCCUCCACCUGCAAAGCUUAACGCCGCAAAGAAACCCGCCGCUGCUGGGCGCCUCCCUGCAGUGAAGAAGCCCCUCCCCUCUCAAACCCCACCUGCAUCUCCAGCCAACAAACCUGCAAAAAGCAGCACCCCCAAGACCAAAGGCGGAGCCAGGCCCGUUCAGACGGUGGCGCCGUUCAGCUCCACAAAGAGGAGCCGCGUUCCAGGGGCGGCGGCGGCUGCUGCUGCUGCUGCAGCACCUGAGGCUCCGAGCGCCUCAGCGAGCGCGGCUGAAGAUCCACCUGCAGGCGCCGCUGCAGAGGCGCCCUCAGCGCAGGAACCCCCCCAGACUGCCUCUUCAUCAGAGGAGGCCCCCACCCUCCAGUCAGCCACUCCUGCCUCACCGACACCAGAGCAGAGUGCGUCUGCAGCCACGGCAACCCCGCCUGACAAAGCCCCACCCAUGUCUUCCUGCCCCCACCCAACGCCGGGCGCCAUUACCCAGGCCCCUCCUGCUGCCAAUCUAAAUGAAGAGGAGGAGGAGGAGGAGAAGGAGGGAAGUCAGCUGGUCUCCGUGUCUGAAAUGAGCGGAACCACGCAGCCCACAGAGGAGUCCCGGCCGGACUCGGCCGGACCGGUGGGGGCGUCGGCCUGGAGAGCUGGCGGCGCCCUGCUGUCAGAGCUGGACUCUGAGGACGUGAGCGGCAGCCAGCAGGGGGCGUCCGAGCUGAGCGCGCCGGGCGUCUUGGAGGGAACGGAGAGCACGGACGACCUGGGCGACGGCAGCCUCAAAGGCGCCAUGGACAUGGAAGGCGCCUCGGCGGGGUCACCUGACUUUGAGAAGGUCCCUGACAUUCCGGUCAUCGACUUCGAUGAAGACGAGGACGACAGCGACCGCGUGUGCGACAUGGACGUGGGCUCCGAGAAGACGGACGAACCGCGGAGGCCGCGGCACGACAACGACAUGGACGAGGAGGAGGAGGACGACGAAGACGUGGAGAUGGCGAGUGAGGGGGUGACGGAGAGCGGGCUGGAGAGCUACGGAAAUGCAGACGAAGAUGACUUUGCUGAAGAUGAACGGCUGGAUAACCUGAACAGAGAGGCUCCGCCUCCGCCGCCUCUGCUGCCCUCCGCCCCGGCUGCUCAGUGGGACCAGCCAAACCCCUUCGCUGAUCCGUGGGCAGAACCUUUCCAGACCAAGCAGGCUGUUCAACCUGCCGCAGAACCCCUGCUGGGGGACUGUGUGGCUCCGCCCCCAACCGCAAUCCAGGCGUGGCCAGACGCCGCUUCGUUUGUUCCUGAAAAACAGAACUCUCCCCAGCGUCCUUCUGCCGAAGCGCCAGAAAAGUCCCAGUCAGGCAACCUGAACAGCGAGUCCGGCACACCUGAGGAUGACAUCAGCCGUGACGGAAAGCUCCGCCCUCCAGGUGGGCAGGCCAAUGCAGACCGGGGCGCUGAUGUAGAGGAGGGAGAAAAGGAGACGGAGGAGGAAGAGGAGGAGCCUGAACCAGAGACUCUUCCUGCUGACGAAGUCCUGGGGGGCCCUGCUACGGCGCCCACCUCCGCCCCCUCCUCAUCCACGACGACAGAGGAUGAAGCGAGCGACACGGAGGGCGAAGCUCAGCUGGAGGACUCGCUGGUCGCUUCAGCCGUGAUGAAGAUGAAGUUUGACGGCCAGCCUCUGGCCCAGCGCUGCCUGUCCACGGUGGAAGAGGGGGUCGAGGAAGAGGGGGCCGUCGCCCCCGCCGCCGCUGAAGACACCACCUCGCCCUCCGCUGCCUCGUUGGCGUCGUACGGGUUCGACUCCGCGACCACGCCUUCAAACUCCAACGCCCAGUCGACCGGGGAGAGCUGCGUGAGGAGCCCCGGCAUCUUCUCGCUGGAGGAGCUCUCCGAGGAGGCGAAGGAGCCCCCGACCGAGCAGCAGUACAUGGAGUGCAGGAAGCAGGACGGAGAUGCAGCGGAGGUCUCGGGGGGAGGCCCGCAUCCCCCAUCCAGCUUGGAGAACCCGGCGGAGAACGUGCAGCCUCUGUAUUACUCUAUCUGUGAAAAGACUGAGGACUCUUUAGCAGCUUUGCACCCACAGUGGCGGGAUCACGCGCCGCUCUCCAGAACCUACUACGACGUGGUCAAGCUGCCCGGCGCCGCCGGCGUCCCGCCCAAACUGACGUGUGCCGACCUCCCGCCCCGGAGCCCCGGCGGGCGGGGGGCCAGCCCGCAGCUCCGCAGGCUGGAGCAGCAUCAGCGGCAGCUGCUGGAGCUGCAGCACCGCAGGGAGCAGCAGAGCCGGCCGCUGGAGGAGGCCGAGCAGGAGAGGAAGAGGAGGGUGGAGGAGGAGGAGAGGAGGAAGAAGGAGGAGGCUGAAGAGGAGAUCAAGAGGAACAAGAGGGCGGCGGCGGAGGAGGAGACGAAGCAGAGGAGGGAGCUGGAGCUUCAGCUGCAGCAGCAGCAGCAGGAGCUGCAGCAGCGGCAGCAGAUCCUGCAGUGGCAGCAGGAGCUGCAGGAGGCCAGCAAAGGUCAGGCGGUGCUGCUGUCUCCUUCUGGACUCUGCACCAUCUAUGAAGCUCUGGAGAGCAGCGAGGAAGAGGAGGACGAAGAACUGGACAACGAGGAGCAUCCAGAAUCACCGAUCGGUGACAGAACGAGACCAGACGAGGACAAACGCUGCUCCUCUCCGUCUGCCGGCUCUCCUUCUCCUCCACACUGCACCCUGUCGUCCAGCAACCCCUCCCGGGAGGAAGAAAUGUCCUCCCUUUGCCCCCCCGAGUCCCCAGAACACCCGUCCGCCCUGGACCUGGACUGGGGGCAGAAGGUGGACAUAGUCCAGCAGCUGAUCAACCAGACGCUCCUGCUGAACGGAGACGGCUGCUCCUCGCUGCUCCUUCUGCCGGGGGGAGCGGGAGGCACCCUGAGCCCCCUGGAGAGCAGCCUGUGGCCCUCCCUGCUGCCCCCCCUCACCCCUCCCUCUGCCACGGUCACCUCCGUCAGCAGCUUCUCCCCCGACGCCACGGGCAGCUCGGCGCAGGGGGAGUGGACGGUGGUGGAGCUGGAGACGCAUCACUGAGGCCCCGCCCCCGGGAGGAGGGGCCGAGCUGUUUGCGUCACGCUGCUGCAGCCGCAACCACACACAAAACCUGCCAUUGGUGAUAUUUCUGUCGCUAUGGUAACGAAACUAUUUGAUAAGCAAAGUUUUUUUAAAUACUUGAGACGGACUUUAUUAAAAAAAUGAAAAAUAGUUUUUGAUCUAAAGUGGCUGAAAACUUGAAUGAAGUUCAGAAGCUCCUCCUCUUCUGCAUCUCAUGGAAGCUGCACCUUUCUCAAACUAUCCCAUGAUGCAUUGCUACUGACGGUGAACAUGGUUUUUCCUGCCUUAGGAUGGAGAAAACGACCAGAGAACAGACUUCUGUACAGACGCAAGAGUCUUAAUAUUUCAAAGUUUUAUUUCGAUUUCAGAAGGAUUUCUUUUUUUUUUUAGGCUGAAGUCAGAAGUUGAGAUGAAACAUUUCCGUUUGCGUCUGGUUGAAGUUAAAAAUGUCAUUUCAGUCUCGUUUUCCACCUGAACUCUUUAUUUUUGGUUUUUCUUAUUUCGGGUUUAGUUUAGAAACGAAGCUUUACGUCUUCCUCAGGUUUUCAGACGGAGCGCUUUACAGAAACCGCAGCUCGUUGGUGGCACGAUGAGGAAGGUGCGGCCCUCAUCAUCAUCACAGAAAGCACUGAGACUGAAGUGACCUGCUGCACUGACGUCCCACAUGGACGCCACUACUGACGGGGAGCGUCCUCGGGGAAGGAGGGGCGUGUCCCUAAAACUGUGAUGAAUGAAUGUGGUUGAAAGUACUGUCCGUCCUUUACCUGUCUGUCCCUCCUUUACCUGUCUGUCCCUCCUUCACCUGUCUGUCCGUCCUUCACCUGUCUGUCCGUCCUUCACCUGUCUGUCCCUCCUUGACCUGUCUGUCCCUCCUUCACCUGUCUGUCCCUCCUUCACCUGUCUGUCCGUCCUUCACCUGUCUGUCCCUCCUUCACCUGUCUGUCCGUCCUUCACCUGUCUGUCCCUCCUUCACCUGUCUGUCCGUCCUUUACCUGUGUUACCCCGGAAGGUUCCUCCACCUUUUGUCUCCACCUUCACAACUUUCUUCUUCACUUUUCCCAAAUGUUCCUCCUGAAACUGCUUUGUUUGAAACUGGAUCACUGUAAUGAAGGGACGCUCCACUUCACUUUUGGAUUCCAGAUUUGUAGAGGCGUAGUUGCCGUUUCAGAGUUUAUAUAGAGACUUUUAUUGUGGAGUAUAAUUUGUAAUCCGAUGUUUUCCUUAUGUGAAGACCUGAGCCGGAAGCUGGCAUGUGAAGUGGACUUUGUUUCUGCAGAUCCUCGUCAUUUCAGUGUGAAUGAAUUAUUUAUUGGCCUGCAGGUCUCUGGCAGCUUCUUCUAAAAUGUUUGGACACAAAAUGUGACUGAAAUUCAUUCAAUGCAAUGUUUUGAGUUAAUAAAAUACCUUUUUUAAUAA